Molecule: messenger RNA, 510 nt
Organism: Amorphotheca resinae ATCC 22711
Lineage: Eukaryota; Fungi; Ascomycota; Leotiomycetes; Helotiales; Amorphothecaceae
Exons: 5
Coding region: 1-510 (169 amino acids)
Cellular component (GO): cytoplasm
Molecular function (GO): calcium ion binding
Source: RefSeq, a predicted model, not a curated record
AUGAUUAUCUACAAGGACAUUAUCACCGGGGACGAGGUCAUGUCCGACUCCUACGAUCUGAAGGAAGUCGAUGGCGUCGUUUACGAAGUUGACUGUGCCAUGAUCACCCUCGGCGCCGUCCAAGUCGACACUGGUGCCAACGCAUCUGCUGAGGAGGCCGAUGAGGGUGUCGAGGAUGGUGCAGUUCAGGUCAACAACGUGGUCAACUCCUUCCGUCUCCAGUCAACGUCGUUUGACAAGAAGUCAUAUCUCAGCCAUCUCAAGACGUACAUGAAGAAGGUUAAGGAGGCAUUGAAGGAGAAGGGAGCUUCCGAUGAGGAAGUCGCCGCAUUCGAGAAGGGCGCCUCCGCGUAUGCCAAGAAGAUUGUGGCCAACUUCAAGGACUAUGAUUUCUACAUCGGCGAGUCGAUGGACCCUGAUGGAAUGGUCCUCCUCAUGAACUACCGUGAGGAUGGUGUCACUCCCUUUGUCACUGUCUGGAAGCAUGGUCUCACCGAGAUGAAGGUCUAA